Leptosia nina is the source of this 750-nucleotide messenger RNA. NCBI's taxonomy places the organism in Eukaryota, Metazoa, Arthropoda, Insecta, Lepidoptera, Pieridae. The record is from the annotation of a GenBank genome assembly.
AUGUUGUUUGUACUGUGUUUGACGGUAAUUUGUCGCACCGGAGAGGCGGCGGAUGAAAUUAUAACGACUUUGCCCGAAUACCUGUUACCGUGCAGUCGAAGCGAUCCGGAGUUAGACAACUGCAUCAAAGGGUCCUUCAACCAUCUGCGACCCUACCUGGCGCGGGGUCUCACUGACCUGGACGUGCCGCCAGUGGAACCGCUGCUGAUAGAUCGGCUGGUGAUGGAGAAUGCAGCCGGUGCUGUGCGGGUGACGGCAGCGUUCAGCAACAUCACGGUGGUCGGGCCCAGUAACUAUACUGUCACGAAAAUCAGAUCGGACCUGAAGAAGCUGCGUAUAGAUAUGGGACUAGUUCUUCCUCGGAUCGAAGUAACAGGCCGCUACGAGGUAACUGGUCAGGUCCUUCUAUUCCCGGUGCGGUCGCAGGGAGACUUUUGGGCAUCGUUCAGUGACGUGGCUGCUAUCGUCAAGAUCUUCGGAAAGGAGUUCCUUCGUCAAGAUACAAAGUUCAUGACAGCCGACCGCAUGUUAGUGGACUUUAAGCUGAGAGGCUCCAGGUUCAAAGUGCGGGACACCAUCAAUCAUGGCAGUAUCAUUGGUGAAGCGAUGAAUCAGUUCCUCAACAACAAUGCAGCGGAAAUUAUAGACGAGAUGCGACCGGCAGCAGCAGCAGCCAUCGGAAAACAUUUCAAAGUAUUCCUCAACGCGGCUUUCGAGAAAAUUCCUGUCGAUCUAUGGCUGCAACCGUGA